AUGUUGUCUUUCGUCUCGGCUGCGUUCUCGCCAGCUCCAGAAGGUGCACCACAGCGGCCUCCUCGGUAUCUCGGGGAGGACACUACACCGACGAGUCGCCGAGAGAUCCUGGGCUGGUAUUCGUAUGGGAUUGCGGCGGAGGUUUUUGCCGUCUGCGGCGUAGGCUCGUUUCUACCGUUGACGCUGGAACAAUUGGCUCGUGAACGCGGCACCCUCCAAAAGAGCCACCUCCCAUGCACCGGUCCCGCGGCGGGCAACAGCACGGAUGGCGCUGACGGGCAGUGUGUGGUUCCGGUCUUCGGUCUUGAAAUCAACACGGCGAGCUUCGCUAUGUAUACUUUCUCGCUGGCAGUGCUUAUUCAGGCCUUGACGUUGAUCUCGUUCAGCGCGCUGGCAGACUACGAAAACAAUCGCAAAACCUUACUGAUGGCCUUUGGGUUUGCCGGCUCCCUGGCCAGUAUGCUCUUUGUGUUCAUUGCGCCGCCCGUUUUUAUCCUCGGUUCUAUCCUCGUGGUCGUCGGUGUGACCUGUCUCGGAUCCUCAUUCGUCGUUCUCAAUUCAUUCCUCCCCGUACUGGUCGCCAAUGACGCUUCGCUCCAGGACAGCAAGGCGCAUGAAGGGGCGGAGUUAUCGAAUCUGGACCCGGACGACGGUUCAGAGUGGAACGCCUGGAGAGACGACGAUAACGAUAGCUUGGAUGGACUGCAGGCAUCACAUCAGCCUGCUCGCUCGCCGGAGGAGGGCCAGGGGACUGGAACUUCCCCAUCCUCCUCGCCGGAGCUGCAGCUAUCCACGAAGAUCUCGUCUCGGGGUAUCGGUCUGGGGUACUGCGCCGCGCUAUUUGUGCAGAUCAUUAGCAUCAUCAUGCUCCUCACGCUGUCCAAAACAUCUCUCGUCAAUAUAUCGGCUACGCUUCCCAUGCGCUUCGUCUUGCUUCUGGUCGGCAUCUGGUGGGGCGCAUUCACGCUGGUCACCCGGAAUCUCUUGAAGACCCGACCGGGUCCUCCGCUCGACAGUGUGUCGACCCAAGGUGCCGCGCGCUGGCGAGCCUGGCUCCGGUUGGUGGGCUUUGCCUGGAAGUCUCUAUGGCAGACCGUCAAAGUUGCGAUGCAGCUGCGGGAGAUUCUCAUCUUCCUCGUGGCGUGGUUUCUGCUCUCAGACGCCAUCGCCACUGUCUCUGGCACGGCGAUUCUGUUCGCGCGCACCGAGCUCAAGCUGAGCACGCCCCUCGUGGGCCUUCUUUCCAUCACGGCGACCGUCUCCGGGAUGGCGGGCGCGUUCCUGUGGCCGCGGGUGUCGCGACACUUCGGUCUGCAGUCGAAUCACACCAUCAUCGUCUGCAUUGUCUUGUUCGAAAUCGUCCCGCUCUAUGGGUUGCUGGCCUACGUCCCUUUCAUCAAAAACUGGGGGGUCAUUGGAUUGCAGCAGCCCUGGGAAAUCUUCCCGCUUGCCAUCGUGCACGGCGUGGUGUCGGGGGGGUUGGCGUCCUAUUGCCGAUCCUUCUUUGGUCUGUUGAUCCCGCCCGGGAACGAGGCCGCUUUUUACGCCCUCUACGCCGCGACUGACAAAGGGAGCUCGUUCAUUGGUCCCGCAAUUGUGGGCGUUCUGGUGGACGCGACCGGUCAAGUCCGGAGCGGGUUUUUCUUUAUUGCCAUCCUGAUCCUUCUGCCCAUUCCCCUUGUCUGGCUUGUUAACGCGGACAAGGGUCGCCGCGAAGGCUUGGCUAUGGCUGAGACCCUGAAGUCACAUGGUGCGGAAGAUGAGGAGGCGGAGGGCCUGUUGGGCCGUCGAUGA
Messenger RNA from Penicillium olsonii, 1794 nucleotides. Lineage: Eukaryota; Fungi; Ascomycota; Eurotiomycetes; Eurotiales; Aspergillaceae. The record is from the annotation of a GenBank genome assembly.